Messenger RNA from Branchiostoma belcheri (Belcher's lancelet), 1347 nucleotides. Its product is annotated as doublesex- and mab-3-related transcription factor A2-like. Gene Ontology annotation, molecular function: sequence-specific DNA binding. The record is from RefSeq and is a predicted model, not a curated record. Gene Ontology annotation, biological process: regulation of DNA-templated transcription. The transcript has 2 exons. The coding region runs from base 1 to 1347 and encodes 448 amino acids. NCBI's taxonomy places the organism in Eukaryota, Metazoa, Chordata, Leptocardii, Amphioxiformes, Branchiostomatidae.
AUGGAACAACGUGCCGAGUACACGUGCAAGAAGUGCCGUGGCCACGGUCAGAUCGUCCCGCUAAAAGGCCACAAAAAAGCCUGCCCCUGGCAGCAGUGUAAGUGCUCGCGUUGUUUGCAGGUGGAAGUAUAUCGCCACCAACAUGCACACGACCAGGACAUACAGGUGAGAGGGGCGACGAGCAGUUCUCAAGGUCUCCGAGCGGAGGAGGUAAUCGGAGUCGCCAACCUCAUCAAGAAGGGAGAGGAAGACAGCACGUCUGACAGAACUAAGUCCGCGGAGCUGAACAGGAAGCUCGAAGCAAGGGGCAUUCGAAACAAGGAACUCUAUUCCGCCCUAAAUAGGAGCAUGGAGCAGUAUUCGGCGGAACGGCCAAACACACAUCCAGCCCUUCAUCUGAGAAAGGCCAUUACUGAGUACCAAGAACAGAGAGACCGGAGCAGUGGAGAGGGAAAGGGGAGAAAAUACUCGUACACUACCACCACCAUGUGGGAUAGCUACAGUAGUUCACCAGCUGUACCAUCACUCACGGCCAAUUCAAGUCAGGCGAAGAAACAGGUGAAAGAACCACAGGAACCAACCCCAGGCUGUUCACGCCAAUCGGAUAUCGAUGAGGACAUUGAGAAAAUGAGGGAAAUUGUCCCCGAAGCUGAAGUGACCCUGGGAUUGUCUGUCCUCCAGGACAUCAGGGCGUCUUGUCGUGACGCGGAGGACGCCAUAGAAAUGCUCCUUGCCCUCAUGAGGUCUUCAACGAAAACACCGUCACCAUCCCACCGCGUACUACCGUGCAGGCAGGCGAAAUUAGCAGAACUAUUCCCCAAUGUUUCUCCGGGUCUGCUAAAGGCCAUAAGCGACAGAUCGGAAGACACCCCCGCGGCGGUGGAGACAGUCAUUAAUGUUUUCGCCUCACCCAAGUCCAUCGGGCAGACACCGUAUGCCACACAUCGGGGGAAGAAGCGACGGCGAUUUCUUUGCUUCACACCAGACAAGCACGGACCGCGCACCCGUACCCCGGAAACACCACCACAACCCACCACCCCGGAAACACCACCACAACCCACCACCCCGGAAACACCACCACAACCCACCACCUCGGUCAAGUACGUUCCUGGACCGCGUACCCCAAACCUUAAACCGGACAAUGAGUGCGCACAGAUGCUCAACUUCAACCGUGACAUCAACUCUGCAAAACAGGCCGUGGAGGGAGCAGAGCUUGCUUCGGGAGGAGCAACAUACUACAUCAAGGGCCCCCGCAAAACACCGGUAAAAAAAGAGGAUCACAGUAUGUACACUGUGUGGGCAUUGUUGCGACUCCCGAAGCAAGUUCUGCGGGGAAUGCGGAAAUAG